Molecule: messenger RNA, 1584 nt
Organism: Zophobas morio
Lineage: Eukaryota; Metazoa; Arthropoda; Insecta; Coleoptera; Tenebrionidae
Product: pickpocket protein 28-like
Exons: 9
Coding region: 1-1584 (527 amino acids)
Biological process (GO): sodium ion transmembrane transport
Cellular component (GO): plasma membrane
Molecular function (GO): ligand-gated sodium channel activity
Source: RefSeq, a predicted model, not a curated record
AUGUCAGUAACAGGUUGUGUUUAUAUGAUUUCCGAAAUACUGACCAAAUAUGAAAAAAAUCCAGUGGUUGUGAGUUUUGCGACCAAAGACACACCCAACUAUGAAAUACCUUUUCCAUCUGUUACUAUUUGUCCAGAGUCUAAAUUUCAAGGUAGUAAAUUUAAUUACACCGAUAUGUUUUAUAAACGCAUUCUUAGAAAGAAACCGCUCUCUAGUGAGGAUGUUAAACAUUUUGGCUACAUGACUGUAUUGUGUAACAACGAUUCUCCAAUGGUAACACUUUACGCCAACGAUACUGUAGAGGAAGACUUUUUUAGUGUUAUUGAAGAUUUAAAGCCUGAUGACGAAAUAUUCUGUUCAUUCAUGGAUUCUGACAGUGCUUGUGUAAAUUACGUUACACAUAUUAUAACGGACCAAGGCAUUUGUUACUCUUUUAAUAUCCUUGACAGAAACCAUAUAUACAGAGAAAAUAUAUCUCACUACAAAGAUUACCACACCAUUGCUAAUACGUCUGUUGAUUAUGACGGAGACUUAGGUUAUAAAAAAACAGCAGGCGUUAACACAUAUCCUGUAAGAGCUUUAGCAUCAGGGGCUGACAAUUCUUUAACAUUAAUUUUUGUACAUCGAUCUCUAAACAAUGACUACAUCUGUAACCAAUUUUUGAAUGGAUUUAGGAUAUCCCUUCAUAGUCCAAGAGAUGUACCAAGACUUUCACAAUCGUACUUUCGUGUACCUCUUAAUAAAGCAGUGACUGCUGCUGUGAAGCCAGAGUUAACACUAAUUUCCCCAGCUGUUAAAUCUCUUCGUCCUGAAACACGUAACUGUUAUCUACAAAACGAAAGACCUCUACAAUAUUUCAAAUUAUACACCCAGUCAAACUGCUUACUUGAGUGCCUUACAAAUUAUACCCUCAAGAAAUGUGGGUGCGUCCAGUACUUUAUGCCACGUGUUAACGACACCAAAAUUUGUGGAGCGGGAAAGAUACCUUGCGUGAAAAAAGCGCAAAUUCAGCUAAAGAUCGAAGAGUUGGAAAAUAAAAUUACAGAAAAAAUGCGUCCAGAAGAAACCUUUUGUGAUUGUAAACCAUCAUGUACUAGUUUGCGUUAUGAUGUAGAAAUUUCCCUAACCGACAAUUCAUGGAAAGAAUUUGCUAUGGUAUCACAAGAAUACAACGAGUUUAGUAAUAUUAACACAACUGAACCACCUCCCCACAGAGGGAGCUGGCGCUUGAGCACCGCCGCUCCCGACCGAAGGCGCCACCCCCGGUGGCGUGAAAAUGACCGCAAAAGCAUAGGUCGGCCAGACGUGUUUCUGUUCAGCGACACUAGUCGACCCAAGUCUUGGCACCGAGGCACGCCACCCCCAUGCGUUAUCGGCGAAAUUCGGGACCGUCACCGGAAUUUCGUGGCAAAUUUAUUUUUUUCUUAUUUGGUUAUGAAGAACGCUUCCAUCUGGGCAUUUUGUGGAUACAAAAACGUUACCAAGAUCGAUGGAACACCUAACACCGCAGAAUACUGCGGGACCAUCAAGCGAGAGAUCUCCAAUGAAAUCCAUAGGAGGCAAGCGAAAAAACGUCGGUCUUAG